This is a messenger RNA of Temnothorax curvispinosus, 3463 nucleotides long. RefSeq names its product monocyte to macrophage differentiation factor 2. Bases 1012 to 1758 code for a protein of 248 amino acids. Gene Ontology annotation, molecular function: pore-forming activity. Gene Ontology annotation, cellular component: membrane. The record is from RefSeq and is a predicted model, not a curated record. Lineage: Eukaryota; Metazoa; Arthropoda; Insecta; Hymenoptera; Formicidae. The transcript has 5 exons.
CUGAUCUAACGUCAUGGACGGUACCUGCCUUCGUCAGUUUGUCACAGCAUCUAUCAAAAAUUUCCUGCAACUACAACGGAUCAAAGAUUUUGCAUUUUUGCAUCCUUGGAAUUCGUCUGGACGUUUGGCAUGUAGCAUCUGUUCAUACGCAAAGUAAUUUAUAUGUGCAUGCAUGAGUCAAUGAUGUAUUGAUGAUGUUGACGCGGUCAGUCUAACCGACGACCGCGAUUAAUACUUGAUCGUAUUGUACUUCUUAUGUGUAUGUAAACGUGCGCGAGAAAUCCAAGUGAUAUAUGUGGUAUCGCUGUCUCUAUAUUUUAUACAGUUAUUGUAAUAUUGUUAUCAGUCAUAAAGCUCUGCGAGAGUAGUUGUUACCUUGCUACUGAUUGUGGGCUACCCACUAGUCUCAGUCCCAGUCCCAGUCGUGGGUUACGGGUCACGGGUCACGGGUCACUAAACAGCUGUGAUAAAUGUACGUUAUAUGCAUGCAUACCACGUUUUGCCAUAGCUACAGUAGUUAAGAAUUGAAUUCUUCUCUGUACAGGAUAUGAUGUACAAAAAGGACCAGUCGCAUUUUUCGCAAUACGUGAGAAAAGAGAGAGAGAGAGAGACAGAGAGAAAUAUAUUGUGCACUUUAAUCUCGACAUUUUAUUAUUAUGUAAUCAAACAAUUCCGCGUUCAGUUGUCGCGUUCAGUUUCUCCAUUAAUCCUUCCUUGCAACCGUAUGGCUUUUACUCGAGCUUAAAAAUGAUAGAAAAGCAUGCCUAUACGAAGCCUUAAGGCUUAAGGUAGAGUGAAACCUUUAACGGAAUGUACUAGCACCGCUUGUAGGAGUAGAAAUAGAGAGGAUCGGCAUCUUCGAGCGGCAUGCGGCGUACUCUGCGCGACGUCUUCUACCAUUCUACCGAUAUGAAGACGCGGGAAGAAAUCCUGUGUGCCGUAGCGUGGAUUACUUGGUGGAUUACAGGUUUCCUCUCUCCUUAAAGUAGUUCAGCAAGCAGGAUAAAGUGGAUGAAUCCGAGAGCAUGCACAAACGAGGCGUAUACUCCUACAUCCAUUGAACAUAUGGCAAAUGUGGCGACUCACGGAAUAUGGAUUGUACCUUCGGUAAUUGGCAGUAUCGAACUGGUACGGCGUUCAGCGACAUGGGCUCAGUUUGUUUCCGCUUGCGUAUACGGCACUUCCUUGAUCCUUGUCUUUGCAGUGUCAACUUUCUUCCACAGUGUGCACUACUGCAAUCACAACAGACAACUAAAAGAUGCGUUGCAUCGUUGCGAUCGUGCUAUGAUUUACAUCUUCAUAGCGGCCAGUUACUUUCCAUGGUUAAAUAUAGAACAUUUCCCAGACGACGAGCUUUUGUUCGCGAUGCGAUAUGUCGUCUGGAUCAUGGCUAUAAUAGGUAUCCUCUACCAGCAGAUCUUUCACGAGAGAUACAAGAUGCUCGAAACUAUUUUCUAUGUGGUUAUGGGUAUUGGACCUAGCGUCGCGAUCCUUAAUGCUUAUAACUAUUACAAUAUUACGGAAUUGAAACUGGGUGGACUGAUAUACGUUCUUGGCUUAGUAUUUUUCAAAUCGGACGGCCGUAUACCUUGCGCUCACGCAAUCUGGCAUCUUUUCGUAGCUGCGGCGGCUGGAUUUCACUACUAUGCGAUUCUGAACCACGUGUUUCCUGAAACAGGCCCGACGAAUCUUCUUGGACCAUCUGGCACAAGUAUGCCACAAUUAUCUAAUGUACUAAAGCCUCAUGUGGAAUUGUAGGAGUUGUAUACUAUUGGAAUUGUAUACUAUUUUCUACACUAUUUCUUCCAAAUGCUAAAGAUUCUAAAAUGUAGUUUCAUUCCCAGUUUUAAAGGGUAAACUCUGUAUAUUUUCUUUUAUCUUUUGAUAGACAGAUCUACCUUUAAUUUAUGUCUAUUCAGAGUUUUUGAUAAGAACAAAUUUAUUUUUUAAUCGUGAUUUGUACCUGCCCGUGCUAGACAGCUAGACAUUUUUUUAUAAUUAUUCCAAAUGUCAGUAAACUAAAACCGUACACACACACACACACACACACACACACACAUACACACACACACGCACACACAGAGUGUGUAAAUAUAUAAAGAAGACUAGUGAAUUGUGUAUAUGUAUUAAAAAGAAAGGGAAAAAGAAGAUUUUUAAGUACCUGACUGUCAUAUAAGACGGCCUCUAUUCAUAUAUUAUGAAUGUGUUGUGUGUUAAACAAAAGAAAACAUCUGAUAUUACAUUAGCAGAGAUAUUAAUAUGAGUCAGUUAUUGCUAAUUACAUGACGAGUUUGAAUAUACAUUUAUAGCGAACGUUGUAUCUUUCGUAUUCGAUUUAAUGUAUCCAUUAGUCUCGAUAUCAUUCAUGAACGAUGCCAAAUUAUUGUAAAAAAGAAAAUUGUAUCAUGUCUGUACUUUUCCAAAUGCAAGAAUAUUAUAGAAUAUUUUUGGGAAAAACAUUUUGUUUUAUACUUCAUAAGUUUGAUAAAAGUCUCUACAUUAGGAUCUAUAUAAAAUGUAGAUUAACUUAGUAUUAGCUUAGCGACAAAUGGAAAUCAAGUUGACUGAAUACACAUCUUUAUUAUCUACUAAAAGUCUUUCUGUUUGCAGAUUUAUUGUGCCAAAAUUAAAUUAAACUCGCAUCUUUAUCUAAUAUAGGAUUUCCAACACGCGCCAUUUAAAUUUUGUGAUGGAAAAAAGAAUUGAAUGUUGUAUUUGUAUUAUACAAUACUUUGGCAAAUAUUUUAGUAUGUAAUCACGAAAAAGCAAAAAUACUAUGUGAUAUACCAGAGUUGUUUAAAAAGUUCAUGUUCUGACCUACAUGCAGGUGUGAGAUAGGGACUCCGGUGGUAUUUAGUAUGUACAUAUCCUUUCUAUAUGUUCCUGUAAAAUUUCAGCCUCAUUGAUUAAGUUUUUCUUUUUGUGCAAAUGUGAUAAGCGUUACUUGGCGAAAAAUGCACUCAUAAAAUAUCUGUUCCUGAAAAGCAUGUCUUCUCAGCACAUUUACGAGAAUUAAGAGAGAGAGGGGGGGGGAGGAGAAAUUUGAGAUCCGAUUCUCAGAUGUGAUGGCUAUUGUUAACAAGUGGUUGGACAAUCAGAACAAAGAUUUCUAUGCCAGAGGCAUCAAGAGGCGCUGGAGCACCAAUGGGUCAAGUGCGUUGAAGUAGAAAAGGACUACGUUGAAAAGUUAUGAUAAGAAGAUGUCAGAAAGUCUCCCGGAUAUAGGUCAGAAUAUGGACUUUUUGAACAAUCCUCGGACGCAAUUGAAUAAAAUCAGGCAAUUCAGUAUAUAGUUGUGGUAAUUGUAACAGUCAUAUUACAAUAUGUUUAUACAUCAUAAAAUAACUUGUGCAUCUGUAAUGUGCAUCUAUAAACAUAUAUUACAAAACAUUCUAAUUUGUACUUCUUUAUGUGUACACAUUAAUUGUAUAUUUGAAAUUAAUAUGUAUAGUAAUACUACUUA